Tripterygium wilfordii is the source of this 1928-nucleotide messenger RNA. RefSeq names its product UPF0496 protein At4g34320-like. NCBI's taxonomy places the organism in Eukaryota, Viridiplantae, Streptophyta, Magnoliopsida, Celastrales, Celastraceae. The coding region runs from base 536 to 1660 and encodes 374 amino acids. The transcript has a single exon. The record is from RefSeq and is a predicted model, not a curated record.
UUUUCUCUCGACUGAUCUUAUUAUGCGUGCAAGCUAUUCUAAAAUCUCACCAAAGCAGGGCAGCAGAGUCUUAUUUUCUUGGUCCUUAACGGUUUUGAUUCUCUUUAAGCUUCUGCAUUCCUCAUUCACCUCUACUUCUCUCUCUCUUUCUCUCUUUGCUUUUUAUAAAGACAAAAACCCACCCCCAAAUCAUCACCUCCCCCCUUGUGUUUUUCAAUCACUAAUUCUGUUUUCUCAAACUUGCACUACUCCUCUAUCUGGGUCUUUCUUAAUCUCUGGUUCCUUGUUAGUUUUAAAAACCUUCAUUAUCUGGUCCAUAUCCAUUCAUGCUGAUUUAUUAUGACAAUAGGAAUCCCUAAUCUCAGAAUAUUGUCUUGAAAUCUUGAUUUGGUGAAGUGGGUCUGUGGUUUCUUGUGUUCUGGAACAGAAAUAAGGGAGGAGAUUCAUAGUGGUUGGCUUGAAGGCUCUGAUUGAAUCUUGGGUUUUGGGUUUUUUUGUUUUUCUUUUUGGUUUUGUUUGGAUCUGAAUUGAAGCCAUGGGAGGGCAUAUGAGCAAGAGCAAGGCUGCUGCAGCCUCUUCUGCUGUGAGUCUCAACAACAAUUUGCAGUACUCGACUGAAUUGAGCUCCUAUGAAGCUGCUUGCAGGCUCGACGAGGACUUGCGAUCCUACGACAGCACGCUCCAAGCGCGGACCAAUCAUGUCAUCAACACUCUGGCUGUUGGUGUUGAAGUUAAAGCACUUUCAUUUGAUUCCUUGAAGGAAGUUACAGAGUGCCUUCUGGAUAUGAAUCAAGAGGUUGUUAAGGUCAUUUUGGAAUGCAAGAAAGAUAUAUGGAAGAGCCAAGAAUUAUUCGAGCUCGUCGAAGAGUACUUUGAGAAUAGCUUGCAGACUCUAGAUUUCUGUACAGUAUUGGAGAAGUGCCUAAAGCGAACUCGUGAUAAUCAAUUGCUUAUUCUUGUAGCAUUGCAGCAAUUCGACGAAGAAAGCGAAGCUGGAGGGACAGAGUAUGUGAGGACUCUAGAGGAAUUGAAGAAUUUCAAGGCAGCUGGUGACCCUUUCACUGAAGAGUUCUUUCAUAUCUUUCAAUCUGUUUAUAAGCAGCAGAUGUUGAUGCUUGAGAAAUUGCAGCUUAGAAAGAACAAGCUUGAUAAGAAGCUCAAGUACAUUCAUGCCUGGAGGAAAGUUUCAAGUAUGAUAUUUGUUGCAACUUUUGCUGCCGUACUAAUCUGCUCCGUUGUGGCGGCAGCCAUGGCUGCACCGCCCGUGGCAGCAGCUCUUGCAGCAGCAACUUCCAUUCCACUGGGAUCGAUGGGGAAAUGGGUUGAUUCCCUAUGGAGAAACUAUGAGAAUGUAUUGAAGGGACAGAAGGAGGUGAUUACUUCAAUGCAAGCAGGAUCAUAUGUUGCUAUUAAGGACUUGGACAACAUUCGGGUUCUGAUUGAUCGAUUGGAGAUCGAAAUUGCAGCAUUAAUGCAAAAUGUGGACUUUGCAAUUGAAAAAGAAGCUGUGAAGAUUGCAAUAGAGGACAUUAAGAUGAAGCUGGGAGAGUUUAUGAAGAAUGUUGAGGAGUUGGGAGUACAAGCUGAUACGUGCAGCCGCGAUAUCAGAAGAGCUAGGACUGUGGUUCUACAGAGGAUCAUAAAACAUCCCAACCACUAAGAAGGAUGUGGUUCCAGUGACCUUCAACUGGUAACCACUGGUUGUUAUUUCUAAAGCCUUGUCUGAUCUCGUGGUAUAUUAUUUGUUGUAUUUUGGACCCCAAUUGAUGGGAUCCGUGUUUUUAGAAAUUGUUCAAACACUUUUUAUUUAGUUUCACCAUUUUUUUAAAAUUUAGAUAAAAAUAGACUUCUAUAUAGAUUCCAUUUUGAGCAAUACUCAUGUAACCAUGUUAAUAUUAAUACUAUUUAUAUGAGGUGUCUUAGCAGUA